AUGUCCCAGUCCAUCCUGGUAUGCAUUGCCGGGUGGUACUUCUGCUCCAUCACGCUCUCGCUGUACAACAAGUGGAUGUUCGACCCGCACAAGGGCCUCAACGUGGCUUUCCCGAUGCUCGUCACCUCUGUGCAUCAAUUCAUCCUCUGGGGCCUAUCCUGGUGCUAUCUCAGGGUUUACGCGCGUCCCACGCUCGCCAGAGAUGCGCCAGUUGCGGCGGCCGCGCCUGCAGGCGCGGCAGCCGCCGGCUGGCGCUUUUACGGCAAGAUGAUCGUCCCCACGGCGCUCGCGAGCGCCGGAGACAUCGGGCUAGGUAACGUGUCGUUCAAAUUCGUGCCCCUAGCCGUGUACACGGUUGUCAAGUCCUCGAGCAUUGCGUUUGUGCUGCUCUUCAGCUGCGUGUUUCGGCUCGAAAAGUUCCGGUGGCAGUUGCUCGCCGUCGUCGUGGUCAUGUUUCUUGGUGUGGUCAUGAUGGUACAUUCGCCCGGCGCGGACACGCAGACGGCAAACGACGCCGCGGAAGUCGCGUUAGGAGUGCUUUUGGUGCUCGCCAGCAGCUGUCUUUCGGGCCUUCGCUGGGUGUACACGCAUCUCAUACUGAACAAACACGCAGGCGGCCCAGCCGGGGCUGCAGGCCCUGCAGGUGCGGCGAACGCGGGCGCGGGCGCUCGCAAAAAGUCGCCCGUCGAAACCAUCUACCAACUCGCACCCGUCAUGGGUGUCACUCUCUUCACAUUCGCGCUCAUCGCGGAACGGCCGUUUCCAGCUGUGUUCCACUCCCCGCUCUUCGAGGCCAAUGGCCUUGUCAGCGCGUCCACCGUGCUGCGAGGCGCGCUGUUGUUGCUUGUUCCGGGCUUCCUGGUCUUUUUCAUGACCAUAUGCGAGUUUGGCAUUUUGCAACUGGCACAGGUCCUGACGCUUUCGAUCGCAGGUGUCGUCAAGGAGAUUCUCACCAUUGUUGCGGGGCUCGCGGUACUUCAUGAACGUCUGAGCGGCCUCUACAACUGGCUGGGCAUGACCACAAUCCUGCUCGACGUGUGCUACUACAACUACUACCGAUUCAAGGAAAACGCAAGAACCAAAUACAUACUUGAUUUCGACAACAACGACGAAGAGGCCAACGCCAAUGCCCGGGACUCUACUAAUGUCGAAGAAAUCGAAAUGGUUGUCACAAAAUGA
Lachancea mirantina is the source of this 1179-nucleotide messenger RNA. NCBI's taxonomy places the organism in Eukaryota, Fungi, Ascomycota, Saccharomycetes, Saccharomycetales, Saccharomycetaceae. The record is from the annotation of a GenBank genome assembly.